Molecule: messenger RNA, 933 nt
Organism: Lytechinus variegatus (green sea urchin)
Lineage: Eukaryota; Metazoa; Echinodermata; Echinoidea; Temnopleuroida; Toxopneustidae
Exons: 1
Coding region: 1-933 (310 amino acids)
Biological process (GO): DNA integration
Molecular function (GO): nucleic acid binding
Source: RefSeq, a predicted model, not a curated record
AUGGACAUGCAAGACGUGGACUAUGAACUAGUAUAUGAACCAGGCAAAGAUGAAGCAGAUCCACUUGACUUUCUGUCUAGACAUCCAUUGCCAGAAACAGGAUCCGACAAGACAGAAAAGAUGAUCAAGCAAAUUGUCAUGGAUGAACAUGCAGUUAUCCUUGACAAGAUCAAAGAUGAAACUACACAAGACCCACAACUGAGCAAACUCAAACAAAAGAUCACCAGAGAUGACUGGGAAGAAUUCAGGAAAGAUGAUGACAUCAAGCCAUUCUAUCCUCUUAGACAUGAGCUAUACAUUGCUGAGGGUAUGAUCUUCAGACUGAAUUUGAUUGUCAUACCAGCCAAACUGCAAAGAAAAGUGAUCAAAGCUGCUCACAAAAUGGGACAUCUGGGCAUGACAAAAACAAAACAAAUGCUCAGAGAGAAAUAUUGGUUCCCAGAGAUGAAUACACUGACAGAACAGAUGAUAGGCCAAUGCUAUGAAUGUCAAGUCACCACUAAACAGCACAGGCAGGAACCAAUCAAAAUGACCACAAUACCAGACAAACCUUGGGAUGUAAUCGCAGUAGACUUUGGAGGUCCAUAUCCAGAUGGCCACUACAACCUAGUUGCUGUAGACAAAAGAACGAGGUAUCCAGAGGUAGAGACGACUCAUUCUACUUCCUUCAAGGCAACAAGAACCAAGAUGAAAAAGAUGUUUGCCACCCAUGGGAUACCCAACAGAGUGGAAACAGAUAAUGGACCACCUUUUAAUUCCAAGGAGUUCAAAGAGUUUGCAAAGGAAGAGGGAUUCGAGCAUAAAACGGUCACACCAGACCAUGCCCAAGCCAAUGGAGAAGCAGAAGCUUCCAUAGGCUGGGCAUCGUUGACCUUUGACAUGUUUGUCAUAUCCACAGUAUGUGCAUCUUGUCUGCUUUCUCUCAUCUGUUGA